This is a messenger RNA of Andrographis paniculata, 2700 nucleotides long. RefSeq names its product exocyst complex component SEC6. NCBI's taxonomy places the organism in Eukaryota, Viridiplantae, Streptophyta, Magnoliopsida, Lamiales, Acanthaceae. Gene Ontology annotation, molecular function: SNARE binding. Gene Ontology annotation, biological process: exocyst localization; exocytosis. The coding region runs from base 173 to 2443 and encodes 756 amino acids. The record is from RefSeq and is a predicted model, not a curated record. The transcript has 25 exons. Gene Ontology annotation, cellular component: exocyst.
ACAAAAACUCUGCGAAGUUUCGGUCUCUCCGUCUAGAGAGCCCAGACGCAGAAUCGAGAUCCAAUCAGUGAUUCACCGAUUCGACGUCCGUUGAAUCAAUUCAAUCAGAAUUGCGCAGAACUUCGAUUGAUCUGGAGAGCUGAGGCUCUAGGGAGGAGAAAGACACGGCAAUAUGAUAGUGGAGGAUCUAGGUGUGGAAGCGAAGGAAGCGGCGGUGAGGGAGGUAGCGAAGCUUCUACCGCUGCCGGAGCUUUUGCAAGCCAUUUCCUCAAUUAAAGCAGAUUACAUUGCUCGUCAACAGGCAAAUGAUGCACAACUAAGUACAAUGGUUGCCGAACAGGUUGAGAAGGCACAAGCAGGUCUUGAGUCACUCUCCCUGUCUAAAAAGGAAAUAAGUAGUCUCAGAGACAAUUUCGGGGAAAUUGAAAGGUUAUGUCAAGAAUGCCAAACUUUGAUUGAAAAUCAUGAUCAAGUAAAGCUCCUCAGUAACGCAAGGAAUAACCUGAACACAACACUGAAGGAUGUAGAGGGUAUGAUGUCAAUCUCUGAUGAGGCUGCUGCAGCGCAUCGUUCUUUAAGUGAUGACAAGGAACUUAUUAACACCUACGAGAGGCUGACAGCCCUUGACGGGAAACGGAGGUUUGCCUUAGCAGCAGCUUCAUCUCAUGAAGAAGAGGUUGGUCGGCUGAGUGAAUACUUUGAAGACAUAGAUCGCACAUGGGAGACAUUUGAGAAGACAUUAUGGGGUCAUAUUGCCAACUUCUUAAAACUUGCGAAAGAAAGCCCACAAACAUUGGUUCGAGCAUUGAGGGUUAUUGAAAUGCAAGAAAUAAUUGAUGAACAAUUAGCUACAGAAGCAGCGGAGGCAGAAGGUGGUGAUGCGAUGGAAUCUGUAGCAAAUCCUCGUAGAAAUGCCAAGAAAACAGCAACUUCAAUGCCAUCCUCUAGAAAUCUUACACAACAUAAGAAGGUUAAAGGUAAAGGCUACAAGGAUAAAUGUUAUAAAGAAAUAACCCAGUCAGUUGAAGCACGCUUCGAUCGGUUGUGCAGUGAGCUUGUAUUUGAAGACCUCAAAGGAGCUCUGGAGGAAGCUAGAACGAUUGGUGAAGAACUUGGAGAUAUAUACGACUAUGUUGCCCCUUGCUUUCCUCCCAGAUAUGAAAUAUUCCAGCUUAUGGUUAAUCUCUAUACUGAGAGAUUCAUUCAGUGGCUGAGAUUACUAAGUGACAGAGCUAAUGAUCUGACAAAUAUAGAGAUAUUAAAGAUAACUGGCUGGAUUGUUGAAUAUCAAGAAAAUUUAAUUGGACUUGGUGUUGAUGAGUCUCUAGCUCAAGUUUGUUCUGAAAGCGGUGCAAUGGAUCCUCUUAUGAAUGCAUAUGUUGAAAGAAUGCAAGCCACAACAAGGAAAUGGUACUUGAAUAUACUUGAGGCUGAUAAGGUACAGCCACCAAAGAAAACAGAGGAAGGAAAACUUUACACACCAGCUGCUGUUGAUUUGUUUCGAAUCCUUGGAGAGCAAGUACAAAUCGUACGAGAAAAUAGCACUGAUGUCAUGUUAUAUCGAAUUGCUCUAUCCAUCAUUCAGGUAAUGAUCGAUUUUCAAGCAGCUGAAAGGCAAAGAUUUGAAGAACCUGCAUCAGAAAUUGGUCUAGAAUGUUUAUGUGCACUGAUCAAUAACAAUCUUCGAUGUUAUGAUCUUGCCAUGGAGUUAAGUUCAAGCACCCUUGAAGCUCUCCCACCUAAUUAUGCUGAACAGGUUAAUUUUGAGGACACUUGUAAAGGCUUUCUGGAGGUUGCGAAGGAAGCUGUUCAUCAAACUGUCAGUGUCAUUUUUGAAGAUCCAGGAGUUCAGGAGCUACUUGUAAAGUUAUAUCAAAAGGACUGGUUGGAAGGACAGGUUACCGAAUACCUAGUUGCUACAUUUGGUGAUUACUUUACAGAUGUGAAGAUGUACAUAGAAGAAAGAUCGUUUAGGCGAUUUGUGGAGGCCUGCUUGGAGGAAACUAUUAUUGUUUAUGUUGACCAUCUGCUUGUCCAGAAAAAUUAUAUCAAAGAAGAGACAAUUGAAAGGAUGAAGCUGGAUGAAGAGGUUCUCAUGGACUUCUUCCGGGAGUAUAUAAGUGUUUCUAAAGUCGAAAAUAGAGUGAGGGUACUGGCUGACCUGCGAGAACUUGCUUCAUCAGAGAGCCCAGAUUCUUUCACACUUGUGUAUACCAAUAUUCUGGAUCAUCAACCAGAUUGUCCACCGGAAGUGGUUGAAAAAAUUGUUAGCUUGCGUGAAGGCAUACCAAGAAAAGAUGCUAAAGAGGUGGUUCAGGAAUGCAAAGAAAUAUACGAAAAUUCUCUUGUUGAUGGAAAUCCACCGAAGACAGGUUUCGUCUUCCCAAGGGUGAAGGCCCUAUCGGCUUCCAAACAGCACCGCAUUUGGCGAAAACUCACCUAGACAUCUGUUGAUACUCCCCAUCCCGUUCUUGUUUGAAGCUGCGACCGGUAUCUUCCAACCUUGCCCCUCUAUGCGUGUAUAUAAUUGAGUGUAACCGUUCGAUCUUAUUCUAGUUUAUGUCAAUUCAACGUAAGUGAAAUGUUUCUAUAGCCAGAAGUCAGUGUGAUUUGAAAACUUCGCCAGCCAACAAUAAUGACUAGAACCAUGUCUUGAAUUCAUGUAAUUUUUGUAACUCAAAAUUAAAUUAUUUGUUUCCA